This is a messenger RNA of Gamsiella multidivaricata, 1333 nucleotides long. RefSeq lists its product as uncharacterized. Gene Ontology annotation, molecular function: protein binding. The transcript has 7 exons. The record is from RefSeq and is a predicted model, not a curated record. The coding region runs from base 380 to 1270 and encodes 296 amino acids. NCBI's taxonomy places the organism in Eukaryota, Fungi, Mortierellomycota, Mortierellomycetes, Mortierellales, Mortierellaceae.
UCCUUUUCUCCAUCCAUUCUCCAUCCACCCCCUCCCCUCCCUCUCUCUUUCCUCCCCCUAAUCCCUUCUCAUUCGCUUCCUUCCCUUCCCCAUUCACCUGCCCAAUCGUUCUAAGCACUCCUCGUUCUUCUUCUCCCUAUUCUUCUUCUUCUCCUCCUCCCCGUUAACGUUCUGAUCCUAUCCUAUCACACUUCCCUCCCGAGACCUCGCUCACCUUGCUUCCCCCUACCGACGCAGUAUUGACGACCCUAUCCCCACGCAUUCUUCCUUUUUAACACUCAACAAAACCUUCAAAGCGCAUACCGCACGCCGUUUUUAUUUUCUUUUUUUUCACGCCUCAUCUGUUUAUCACUUUCAUAACCUCCAAGGAUAUUUAACCAUGGCCGCGACAGUAAAGGCAUGGCAUCGCGACGAUUGCCGUCGACUCUCCAUCAACAUCGAGCAAAUCCACUACCAGGACCUCAAAGACAAGCUCCAGAAUACGUUCCAGCUCGAUAACGAUUUCACAGUCAAGUAUGCAGACCUCGACGGGGACCUCUGCACCAUCAGUGGAAAUGAAGAAUUCGAGGACCUCGUCAAUUCGGACCUAGUCAAGGAACGCAAGAGCACGCUUCGCUUGCAGGUCAUUUCCAACACUGGAAGCUUCAGUAGUCGUCCCAACAGUCGUCGACCGAGUAUUCUGAAUCAACGCGAUUCUUUCGACCAAUCAGAUCCAAGGCUGAACACUAGCAUCUUCGACGGCGAGUACACGGACUGCGACAUGCUCGAGAUCCUUCGCGACAUCAGUCUUUUUAUCUGCGCCCGUGGCAUGGAUCGACACGGCGAGCAUGAUGCUAUGGCAGACCUCCCACCAGGCGCAUCGUCUUGGGUCUCUGCUGAAAAGAAUCUCAUCACACCGACAAUGGCACAGAACUUCCAGCGACUGAGCUACGCCAAAGCCGUCCGUGCAAAGUUCCCAAUGUCGAACGGCACCGACCUGCUGAAGGGACUUGAUGGCCAUGUCUAUAAGUGGUCCGUCGAGACUACUGGUCAAUGGCUGAUCAACAACGGGUACGAGGAUGCUGUCCAAUCCUUCAAAGACCAUGAUAUCACAGGAGACGUGCUCCUGGACCUGACACACGAUACCCUCAAGGACAUGGGCAUGGCCUCGACAGGACGCCGGAUCCGACUCCUCAAGAUGAUCGCAGAGCUCCGACUUCUUGUUGCGGACCUCACCAUCCAGGAGGCCACAGACGAAGCCCAAGCGCUUGAAAAUCUCGCCAUCAACUGAGAACCUCACAACAAGAGCUCACACUCCCCCCUUCAUUCUGAGAAAUACUUUGUUUCUUUUUCC